This is a messenger RNA of Saccostrea cuccullata (small rock oyster), 3173 nucleotides long. Its product is annotated as RRP12-like protein. The record is from RefSeq and is a predicted model, not a curated record. The transcript has 27 exons. Bases 26 to 2893 code for a protein of 955 amino acids. NCBI's taxonomy places the organism in Eukaryota, Metazoa, Mollusca, Bivalvia, Ostreida, Ostreidae.
AGUGUGUGAGACCGUACUGAGAGUGAUGACACUUAGUAAUGUGAUGGUGACAUCUUGUGGAAUGAAGGCUUUAUAUAGCCUCUUUAAUGGAAAUCCCAGGGUUACUACACUGAACGCAGAACUGAAUGCACAAAUGAUCAAAGCUUUGUAUGAAUACCAACCUUCAAAUAAUGAUGUACAGCCAAUGAAGGCGUGGCUAGCAGUAAUGGAGGCAGCACAUAAGAAUCUGACGAGACUGGAUGAGAAGCUCUGUCUUGGACACCUACCCCGUUUCUUUUCUGUGUGUAUGACAUGUCUUCUGUCUGAGAAAGCCGAGGUCAACUCUAGUGCCGCAAAAACCAUGAAGGAGCUGCUAAGAGCCUGCCUGGCCCCUACUGUAGAGGGCGCUAAACAAGUGACAUCAUCAAGUGCUAAUACACCUGUCCACAAGAUCGUGAAAGCUCUAGAGACAGGACUAGGGUACCAGUUUCAUGCUGCCUGGGGACUAGUCAUGCAAGUCUUUGCUGUAUUGUUUGAGGUUGUUGGUAAGGAAUGCCCAUCACUUUUCAAGAAGAGUUUAUUAUCAAUAGCCAAUCUUAGAGACAGUCCUAGGUUUCCUUAUAAAGCGGAGUUGGACCAUGCUGUCGGUGCUGCUAUUAAGUAUCUGGGGCCUCGUCAUGUGUUAGAAGCUGUGCCUCUGAAUAUUACCGGCGACGAUGAUGACUACAGUUUUCCCCGGAGUUGGUUACUUCCUGUCAUAAGAGACAACGUGUGCAAUACAGAGUUAGGGUUCUUUACAGCGUAUUUCCUUCCACUGGCUGCAAAACUCAGACAAAGAUCUCUGGAGGCAGAGUCUACAGGUAACCAGGUGGUUUGUAAAUCGUAUGAUGCUCUACAGCGACAGAUCUGGUCCCUGUUACCGGGAUUCUGUACCCAGCCCAUGGAUCUUGGGGCAGAGUCAUUCAAGGGAAUCUGUAAAAUUCUUGGGUCUGCCAUCAGUGACCGAGAUGAUCUUAGGACUGAAGUCAUGUCUGGUCUCCGGAAACUCAUCAACAAGAGCAAAGAAGAGGAAGAGAGUAAGAGAGAGGUGGGUCGAUUCGCCAAGAAUUUCCUCCCCAUUUUGUUUAACCUGUUCACAACGGAGCCAGAGAACACCAAAGACACGGCUCGCCUGGCUGUCCUGGAAACCAUCAAAACCUACCUACAGAUAGCAGACACCACAUUGGUCAAUUCAUUCUGUGAUAAAUGUAGAGAGAAAAUCCAUGAAGAGGGGGUUUCACCCUUUAAAAGACAUGCUCUGAUGGAUCUUCUACUCGUGAUGUUACCAGUGGUGGAUCAAACAAGGGUGGAAGCAAUUUUCAAUGUGACAACUCCAUUUCUCUCUGACAUGGAUAAGACAUUACAAAAGAAGUGUUACCGAAUCUUAGAGGAGUUAUGUAGCAGCUCUUCAAGAGCCUGUCAGGCAUUUGUUACAGAGAAUCUGUCAACCAUACAGGAAGUCCUGCUAGAUUCCCUGUCUACAUCUAGUCCUUCCUCUAAAGCACCUCGUCUCCGUUGUUUAAUCAACAUUUUCAAAGUACUGAAGGAGGAGGAGAAAGAUUUCCUGUUGGCGGUUGUACCAGAGGCCAUUCUGUGUACCAAGGAGAUAGGAGAAAAGGCGCGAUCAGCAUCCUACCAACUACUGGUGGAAAUGGGCCAUGCCAAGAUGAGAUGGAAUCAAAACGAAAAUGAGGCAUUAGAGGACUACUUCCAGAUGGUGAUGGCAGGACUUGGGGGUUCCCCUCAGAUGGUCAGCUCCACCCUCCUGGCCCUGACCAGGAUUCUCUACGAGUUCAAAGCCUCCAUCAGCCCACCAUUACUGGAGACGAUUGUGGAUCAGCUGUGUUUGCUGCUGACGUCUAAGACAAGGGAGGUGGUUAAGGCGGCCCUGGGCUUUAUGAAGGUCCUGUUAUCAGCUUACCCUGACACUGUGCUGGCUCCACACCUAAAGCAGAUCAUGUCCAGUCUUGUUUCACAAAAGGAGGACUUCAAGCAUCAUUUUAGGUUCAAGGCCAAAGAAAUUUACGCUAAACUCAUCAAGAAAUUUGGAUAUGAGACAAUCUUUGGUAUGUCACCUCCCAGCAUCCACAAGGUACUGGUAAACAUAAAGAAGACUCAGGAGAGGGCGAAGAAGAAGAAGAAGGAGAGAGACAGUGACUCUGAAGAAGACAGUGACCAGGAACACUUCAGAUCUCAACCUGAAAGUGUGGACGACCUUCUGAGGGACACAGACUCAGAGGAUGAGACAGAAACAAAAUCCAAACGUAAACCAAGGGAAAAAACUCAGGCUAAGCUGGCCUGGUUACAAGAGGGAGGGGACAUCAUGGAUUUCCUGGACCCAACAGCCUCCAAAAAAGUUCUCGCUACCAAACCAGAAGAGAAGAAAGACGUGAAGAAGAGAGAAGCUGCAUUUAAGACAGCUCCUGAUGGUCGUCUGAUUAUAACAGAGUCCAGUGAUGAAGAAGGUCCAGAGAAAAUGGGAGAAGAUGACGAUGACCUUGAAGAUUUGUUGAAGGCCAUUGAGCAGGGAGCUGGAAAUGUCAAGCAGAAAACAAAGAAGAGGAAGAUAGAAGAUUUAGGUUCAGAUGAUGAGGCAUCAGCACCAAAAUAUAAAGCUGGAGGAGGGGGUAUACACAGACCGCUAGCCAAAGCCAAAAGGUCAGCUCCCCAGGAAGCUGGCAGUGAAUACAGAGCCAAGAAAGCGGGAGGGGACAUCAAGAAGUCUGGAAGACCAGAUCCUUACGCUUAUCUUCCUCUGAACUUCCAAGCUCUCAACAAGAGGAAAAAAGCAAAGAUGUCGGGGCGUUUUACAAACUUGGUGAAGGGAGCAAAGAAAGGCGCUAAAAAGGGAUUUAAAGGAAAGAAAAAGCCUUGAUAAUUUAUUGACAUAACAUACAGGACUAAAAAUGUUUAUUGUUGGAUUGUUUCCUUGUUUACAAAAUGAUUAUUGUUUUUAAAAUCACUUAUUGAAAUAAUAUAAUGAUAUAUUUGUGAAAAGGCAAGUAUGACAAUAUUCAAAUGAAACUGUAAAGUUUGUGGAUUUUAUCAAAUAUGAAAUUGAUAAAAAGUACUGUAAAUGCAGAACAUUUGCAUAAAAAAUUCAUGAUUUAUAUAAAAGAAAAACAAUUGAUAAAAUAUAUAAAUACUGAAAGAGA